AUGAACCUAAGAGCAUUUGUCACAAACCACACGGACAUCAUGAAUGCAAUAUCCACAAAGGAUCGCUCUUCAAAUCUGUGCCCUAAGGCACUUGGAAUCCAUUGGAAUUCUAUAGCCGACAACUUCUUAUUAUCGAUUAACCUGCCUACGACAGAAUUUGUCAGCAAACAAACCGUUGCACAACAAAUUGCUUCCAUCUAUAACCCACUAGGAUGGUUCAUACCACUCCUGGUCAAAGCAAAACGUUUCCAACAACUUUUGCGGAAGGAGCAAUAUGAUUCUGAUGAACCACUGAAUGAAGAACAUAGACGACAUUAUAACGAAAAUAUCCAACUUCCACAAAAAGGUGCCACGGAAUGUCACACUCGUCAACUCCGCACCGUAUACACUGGUGAUCUAUUCUGA
This is a messenger RNA of Necator americanus (New World hookworm), 405 nucleotides long. RefSeq lists its product as uncharacterized. The coding region runs from base 1 to 405 and encodes 134 amino acids. The record is from RefSeq and is a predicted model, not a curated record. The transcript has a single exon. Lineage: Eukaryota; Metazoa; Nematoda; Chromadorea; Rhabditida; Ancylostomatidae.